UCGUAUUUCAGAAGAAGAGUAUACGAAAAUGGAAGAUUGUAUAAAGAUAAAGUUUUCUGAUCCAAAUUGCAGGAAAGAGAUGACUGUGCUGUCCCUUUUUUAUUGGCCUAAUGUUAUUGGAGAAGAAAAUGAUGCUAAGAGGUUCUGUGGGUUCAAUGUACAUGCCUUUAAUCGUGGAUUAAUAUUUUUGGCUGGACAAAUUGCAUCUCAGUGGAUUAAUAAUGAUAUCGUUCAAGAGGCCUUGCAUGUUCGGAAGGGAUGCUGUGAAAAAUGGGUUAAAUGCAGGACGCUUUUGCCAUAUGAAUUAACUGUGAAAGACAGUAGACCAUAUCAUGCAAAUCUUAGCACAAAAGGAUACAGAUCUCUUAUAUACAGUGGAAGUGCUGAUGUGUAUAUUUCUUCACUUUAUACUGAAUUCUGGACAAAAUCUUUGAAUUAUUCUAUCAUUGAUGAUUGGCGACCUUGGUUUGUGAACAAUCGAGUUGUUGGUUAUACAAGGACUUUCUCCAACAACAUGACAUAUGCCAAAAUCCUGGGAUCAGACCACAUUGCUCAAACAAUAACACCCGCUGAAUGCUUCAAAAUGUUUAAGAGAUGGAUAUCUUAUGAGCCACUUUAAUAUUGUAUGACAAUGGUAAAAUCUAUGUUAAAAGUACGUUUCAUUCAAUAACACAUUGAUGUACUUAAGUUUUAUUUUGAUGGUUUAUGAUGAACUUCAUGUCAAAAA
This is a messenger RNA of Ipomoea nil (Japanese morning glory), 727 nucleotides long. Its product is annotated as putative serine carboxypeptidase-like 52. The record is from RefSeq and is a predicted model, not a curated record. Gene Ontology annotation, molecular function: serine-type carboxypeptidase activity; acyltransferase activity, transferring groups other than amino-acyl groups. The coding region runs from base 29 to 619 and encodes 196 amino acids. The transcript is spliced from 8 exons. Lineage: Eukaryota; Viridiplantae; Streptophyta; Magnoliopsida; Solanales; Convolvulaceae. Gene Ontology annotation, biological process: secondary metabolic process; proteolysis.